This is a messenger RNA of Achroia grisella, 3076 nucleotides long. RefSeq lists its product as uncharacterized. Lineage: Eukaryota; Metazoa; Arthropoda; Insecta; Lepidoptera; Pyralidae. Gene Ontology annotation, molecular function: nucleic acid binding. Bases 23 to 2788 code for a protein of 921 amino acids. Gene Ontology annotation, biological process: DNA integration. The record is from RefSeq and is a predicted model, not a curated record. The transcript has a single exon.
AGCUUGCGCUGAUGUCGAGAAAAUGUUCCGACAAAUAUUUAUACAGACUGAUCAAAGAAAUCUACAGCUUAUUGUUUGGAGAGAGAAACCAUCGGAUCCACUCUGUGUUUAUCGGCUGAAUACGGUUACAUAUGGAACGGCGUCAGCACCAUACUUAAGCAUGCGUUGUCUAAGGCAAUUAGCAAAGGAUUGUAGUGAUGAUAACAUUGCUAAAAUCAUAAAUGAGGAUUUCUAUGUUGAUGAUCUCAUUACAGGUCAUGACGAUAAACAAAUUUUGUUGGAGGUGUGCAGUAAAAUAUCACAAGUACUGUUAUCGGGAUGUUUUCCAUUGCGUAAAUGGACAUUUAAUCACGAUCUAGAGAUUGUUACUUCUAAAGAAUUGGGUAUUGGAGAUCAUCAACAAACAAAAACUCUCGGUAUAGGUUGGUACAACACUAGCGACGAACUACAUUUCACCACCGCGGUGACCAAUGUACACACAAUAACGAAACGAACUAUUUUAUCUGUUUUAUCGCAAAUUUACGAUCCACUCGGUCUUGUGACACCUGUCACGAUAAUUGCAAAAAUUUUGAUGCAAAAAUUAUGGUUAUGUAAAAUUAACUGGGAUGAUGCUGUUCCAGAACCCAUUAAAUUAAAUUGGUUACAUUUCCUUAAUACAUUAAAAAAAUUACAUGAUUUACGAAUUCCGCGUUAUGUGCUGAAUGAAAACAGCGACGUAAAGGAAUUACAUAUUUUCACCGACGCAUCUCAGAGUGCAUACGGCGCUUGCGCCUAUAUUCGUAGUUACAAUAAUGAUUACAAUUCGUCAGUAACAGUUAAACUACUGUGUGCUAAAAGUAAGGUAUCGCCGAUUAAGCCUGUCACAAUUCCGAGAUUGGAAUUAUGCGGCGCCUUGUUAGGAGCCAGAUUAUAUACGAAAAUUACAUCUUCAAUGAGGUUUCAAUUCAAUAAAGUGUAUUUUUGGACGGACUCGACUAUAGUUAUGGGGUGGAUCCGUAUGUCACCUCAUUUAUUAAAAACAUUUGUGCAACACCGCGUGACCGAAAUAAAUGAGUUAACUGGUGAUUCAAUUUGGUUACAUGUUAAUAGUAAGGACAACCCGGCCGAUCUUGUGUCUAGGGGUGUUUACCUCGAUAUGCUUAUCGACUGUACGCUAUGGUGGAGGGGUCCUUUGUUUUUACAAGACCGGCAGUUUGACUUUAAAAUCGAUCAUAGUACGUAUGAUUCAGUUUUGUUGCCGGAAGUAAAAAAUCAAAUCAUAUGUGCUUCUUCCAGCAUAUCCAAUAGUUUAAUCGACUUCUUGCGAUUCUCCUCACUUAAACGAUUAAAACGAAGUAGUGCCUACGUAAUACGUUUCAUAACCAACGCCCGCUCGUCUAAGUCCCUACGUAAAACAGGCUCAUUAUCCGUUAACGAGUUGGACGCAGCGACAAAUAUGUUAGUUCGGUUUGCACAAUCGGAAUCGUUUGCAAAUGAAUAUGAUAAUCUAUUGAAACAAUUACCGAUCAAGGGGAAAGGUGUUUCAAAUAAAGUUUCCGGUCUUAAUAUAUUUUUAGAUAAAAAUGACAUAAUCAGAAUUGGUGGUAGAUUGACCAACUCACACUAUUUCGAUUAUAAUAAAAAACAUCCAAUAUUACUAUCUAGUAAACAUUACUUUAGCACGCUUUUAUUUAGAGAUGAACAUAAACGGUUGUUCCAUGCAGGACCCCAAUUACUUUUAUCUACAAUCCGUGAAAAUUGGUGGCCUCUCGCUGGUAGAAACUUAGCUAGAAAGAUAGUUCGGCAAUGUGUUACAUGUACGCGCAUGAAGGGGAAAACAAUCACACCGAUAAUGGGUAACUUACCCGCCGAGCGUUUAGAACCAGGGUACCCUUUUAUACGUUGCGGUGUGGAUUAUGCCGGACCGGUGAUGAUACUGAGCCGUAAGGGUAGGGGUGCUUCUCUGGUGAAGGGUUAUAUCUGCGUUUUCGUAUGUUUUACUACUCGAGCUCUGCAUUUGGAAUUAGUAUCUAGUCUUUCUACAAACGAUUAUUUACUGGCUUUAAAACGUUUCAUCUCUCGCCGCGGCAAGCCCGUAGAGAUAUUUAGUGACAAUGGUGGGGCCUUUGUAGGUUCUCAAAAGGACUUAUCAUUGUUUUUAAAUGAAAAUGUUAAAGAAAUCGAAGAUUUUGCCACCAAUAAUGGCAUUAAAUUACGUUUUAUUCCACCGUACGCUCCUCAUUUCGGCGGUUUAUGGGAAUCAGGGGUCCGAUCAUGCAAAUAUCAUCUCAGACGAGUUGUAGGGAAUUGUAAUUUGACCUUUGAAGAGUUCACUACUGUCUUAACACAAAUUGAAGCUAUACUCAAUUCUCGUCCUUUAUAUCCAUUAUCCUCCGAUCCAAACGAUUUCCUCCCCUUGACUCCUUCGCAUUUCCUCAUUGGUCGGCUUCUGACCGCGCCUCCAUGCAAGGAUCUGACGUCUACUCCAACACAUCGUUUGAUACGAUAUGAUCGCAUAGAACAAAUGAGGCAACACUUUUGGCAACGCUGGUCUAAGGAGUACGUGGCGGAACUUCAAACAAGAACGAAGUGGAAAUUGCAACAACCAGACAUUCGUCUAAAUACAUUAGUACUUAUUAAAGAAGAGAAUCUACCACCACUAAAAUGGCGACUGGGUAGAAUUACACGUACCUUCCCGGGCAAAGACGGAAUAUGCAGAGUGGCAGAAAUACUCACAGCAACUGGUAUCAUUCAUCGUGCCACUUCUAAGAUAUGUCCGCUUCUACCUCAAGGCACAGAAACGAAUUAAAGGAAGGAAAACCUCAAUUAUAGCAUAUGUUGAAAGUCUAUACAUUCCAUUAGCUUUCAAAGGCGGGGCCAUGUUAACGCCAUCUAUCAGACUCAUAAGGAAUCAAAGGCGUCAUCAAUGUGAAGUGGAACACGGAUUGCCUCCCUCGACAGGACUGGCAACAACUUCACUCGGCGCUUCGAAUUUUGUCUUGUCAUUAUAAACUUUUACGUGUUAUGCUACUAUGUAAAGAUUAAACUAUUAAAACUAAAUACGUAUUACUAUCAAAGGAUUUUAUUCGUAAUAACA